CAGCUUGCCAAGUUCUGAUGACGAAGUGACUUUUUGAAUAGGAUAUCUGAGGAGGAUAUUUUAGACACAUUUCCUUACUUCAUAAAAACUGGAUACAUUCCGCAUGCGACGUUCCUCGUUUUCACGCUUCGGCUCGGGGGGCAAGCAAGAGCCACUCAUUGUGGUCGAAGAAUCCCAAUUGGUGGAAGAGGAUGAUCGUGACAGCUCAGAGACCCCAUCGAACAAAGCCAGUUUGGAUAUUGAUUCGCCCGUAAAUCCGUAUUUGCUUUCACCAUGGCGUGACCCACGUGAAGGCCGUAAACAUUCACUGCCCUCACAGCAGGUCACCGAGGGCAUCACAGCAAGUCAAGUGCGCCGCCUGUCCGAGCGCGGCGGUGAAGGUUCUGGUCCCUCGCCCAAAGAGGCGGCCUUCCUCGCCACGCUCUCACAGGCGCCAGCACCAUCCGGACGACGUCAUUCCGUUGUAACAAUCUCCAAAGUGCCAACCACCUUAUUUGGUCGCUCACGCCGUGAAUCGGUUGCCGCAUAUCCCACCGGAAGCAGCCGUGUGCUGAACUCGCGCCGCGAAAGCAAAACCUCAACCGGUCCACCAUCCACAGAUCCCAUUGGCAGCAUUCACAAUCUACAAUUGGACAUAAUGGAUGACAUUGUGCAGUCGCGUAAGGCGCGCAUGAAACUCUGGAAUACCAGCAGCGAGAAGGUGUGCGAGGUACAAACUUUAGAUGAAGUUGGCAGUGGCACGCCGCAACGCUACACAAAUCGUCGCUACUCGGAAUGCGUGUCGGGUGGCACCUCACCAGCGCCGAAUAUGCGACGCGCCUCCGAACAUCCAGCCAUCAUCUCGCCAUGUAUCCUACAACCGGGCAGCAAUCGUUCGUCGGUAAAACGCAAGAAGAGCGGUGGCUUGUUGAGCACAUCAAUCUUUAGCGCGCUCACCUCGUCAGCCAUUGAGAUUAACAAAUGCGAGGAUGCAGUACCGACCGUAGUGUUGCCGCCUACCACUAGUGCCAGUGGCAGUGCCACCGGUGCCACCGCCAAAACUAAACCAGCCAAUAGCGGCCUGAUGCCAUCUGCCGCCGCUUCAGCAACCAGCAGCUCAGCAUCGAAUCUGCUCGAUCCCAAUGCUGGGCGUUCUACACGCUCCAACAGCUUCGAUGUUUCCAUACUCAAUAAUGCCAAGCAGUUGGUGAGCAACGCACAAGACAAUAGCUCUGCAGCGCUUUCCGGUUGGUUCGAGAAACGCCAUCAGCCCAUGGCGCGCAAGAAGAGCAUACGCAGCAAAAGCACCGCCAUGGCACUCUCCGAAGACAUGUUAAAACGCUUGCAGGCGAAAGAUGUUCUACGCGAAAGCAAGCCGAAAUUGGUGCCACGCAGCAAGCAGAAAAGUUGGACGGACACUACCAAGGGCACUAUUGUCGAUGCGACUGUAAUUGGUUCGGCAAUUGAGGGUUUUCUGCGCAAAGGCUCCACUUCGGGGCCAUCGGGCAGUUCGGGUAGUACACCGAAAAGUAGUAGCACAAAAUCGGGUGGUGGUCUCUUGUCGAAGGAAUCGGCUAAACGUGGCGGCCGCAGCGCGCAAAGUCAGGCAACAAAUGCAGUACGUUCGACGCUCAAUUGGUUUGGCAAGACGGAUGAGGACGAUUCGAAGGAUACCUGCGAAGCGUCCCUAUGCUCAACGUUGAAAGAUUUGUUCGUUAAAUAAUUGGCAGUGCGUCGGCUGUUCAAGUAAGUGGGCGUUAACGAUUGGUAAGUUUUUAAACUUAAGUGUGAUAUUUCGGAAAAGUGUGCAAUGUUUGAUGAUACCUAGCGGGAGAGAGUAAGAAAUAUGUAUUUAUAAGGAUUUUCUAACAAAAGUAUCUAUUUUAUUCUGAUUGAUUUUGUAUAAAAUAUAAACAGACAUUUAGAGUCUGAAGUACCUUCUGGUUCCUGUUUAUACAGAAAUACUACAUAACUACUUAAGUAUGUACAGAUUUAAAGUGCUUGCACAUAUCGAAUAUUCAAUCGCAAAACUAACAUUAAAAUAGUCUUUAGAACUUGUAAUUACUUAGAUCGACUAAGGUGGAUGGAAAAGAAAAACUAAGUUAAAUUAUUUGGCUAAGAGUUAUGUGUUAGUUACUAGAUAUGUGUUCCUUGUGAUAGAUAAUUAUGUAUAGAAACAUACAUACGUACUUAUAAAUAUUGAAUAUUCUAUUACACACAGUGGCGG
Molecule: messenger RNA, 2206 nt
Organism: Rhagoletis zephyria (snowberry fruit fly)
Lineage: Eukaryota; Metazoa; Arthropoda; Insecta; Diptera; Tephritidae
Gene: kairos
Product: kairos
Source: RefSeq, a predicted model, not a curated record